ACCAUUUGUCAGUGCGUGGAGUAAUCAGGGGAAUUUCGCAACUAGUUCUCACUCAUUAAAGACAGAACACGACUGUGGGGACUGUACAGAACAGCAGAGGACUUGCACAGAGGAGCAGAGUGCCUGUACAGAAUAGCAGAGGGACUGUACAGAGCAGCAGAGUGUCUGUACAGAGCAGCAGACGGACUGCACAGAGCAGCAGAGGGACUGUACAGAGAAGAGGGACUGCACAGAGCAGCAAAGGGACUGUACAGAGCAGAGGGACUGUACAGAGCAGAGGGACUGUACAGAGCAGAGGGACUGCACAGAGCAGCAAAGGGACUGUACAGAGAAGAGGGACUGCACAGAGCAGCAAAGGGACUGUACAGAGCAGAGGGACUGUACAGAGCAGAGGAACUGUACAGAGCAGAGGGACUGUACAGAGCAGGGAGGCUGUACAGAACAGCAGAGGGACUGUACAGAGCAAAGCUUUGGUAUCACUCAGAGUUGAAGACUGCACCAGAAGCACCUCAGGAGGACAGUGCACCAGCCCCCCGGGACCUGUGUCAUGGCCAAGCUGAAGAGUGGCCCGUGCUCCACGCCUGAUGAGAAUGAGUUUGUGUCUGGCUAUCCUACCAGCAUCUGUCAGGACGUUCCCGGGAAUAAGUAUCUCUGCUGCAACUGUAACAAUGUUCUGAAGAGGGCGCUACAGACGGUGUGCGGUCACAGAUACUGCUCGCCAUGCCUGUCCUGGAUGGUGAGGAAUCACAAAAGACCCAUCUGUCCGAGGUGUAGAGAAGAAGACCCCCAUUCUCUGACGGAAGACAGCUAUUUAUCCGAAGACCGGGCCUUCAGUGAUGCUGCUAUUAAUAAGGAAAUCUCAGAAUUAAAGGUCCAUUGUAUGACAGCGGGGUGCUGCUGGGCCGGACUCCUCAAAGACUAUGAUGAUCACCAAAGCCUCUGCGACUAUGCCCCAAUACUGUGCCACACCGGCUGCGGCCAAACGGUUCUGCGCAGACAUCUGGCCGACCACCUGGAAGGGGAGUGUACUAAUUAUACAACAAUGUGUCCGAGAUGCUUCCAGAGGGUCUCCGGCAGUGAAUAUCCGGACCACAAUUGUGAGAAAAGUUCAUCUGAGAAUCAAAGUCACAGAAAACCGGAUCUCCCGGCCAAGGGGAAGAAUCACAGCACUGGCGAUGCCUCCUGCAAGUGUCGUUUUUCCCUGGUUGGCUGCAACUUUAAAGGCAGCAGAGAAAAGGUGAAGGAACACGAGAAAUCCUCGGCAGCUGCUCACUUAGAGCUGGUUAUUCCUGUUUUAAUGCAAAUAAAAACCAGUCUGACAGAUGGCGGGGGCAGGGAGAAUGGACUACACAACAACCUAUCAGAAUCCGCAGCCAGGGGGGCCCAGAAAGUCUUUUCAGAAAUGCAGAAUGGGGAGACAAGUCUUGUGAAUGGGACUAUAGAUGUGGACUGUGGUGGCCACCAAAAUGGAUGGUCCCUGAUGCCAGAUCUGAUCAGUAGAUUAUCUGUCCUGGAGGCCCGGACACAAGUCUUCGAAAAUAUCAUCGCUGUGCUGAAUAGGGAGAUUGACAGCUCCAGUGCCAAAUUAGCUACCGUCCUGGAGCAGAGGAAGGAGGAGGAGAUGAAAGUGAAGGCCUGUGAGCAGAAGAUUGCCAACUUGAAUCGUACUUUGACUAGGAAGGACAUUGCAUUGAAUGAGUUAUAUACGCGUUUCACCACAUUGGAGCAAACUUCUUUCGAUGGGAUAUUCUUAUGGAAAAUCUGUGACCUGAAGCAGAAAUGCCAUGAUGCAAUCACAGGAAAAGCCAUCAGCCACUAUUCUCCAGCAUUCUACACGGCAAGGUAUGGCUACAAAGUGUGCCUGCGGGCUUACUUAAAUGGAGAUGGUGCCGGAAAGGGGACCCACAUCUCCCUGUUUUUCGCUGUCAUGAGAGGAGAACACGAUGCGCUACUCUCCUGGCCAUUUAAACACAAGGUAACAUUCAUGCUUAUGGACCAAAGCAAUCGAGAGCAUGUGCUUGACGCGUUUCGCCCAGACGUCACCUCCGCCUCCUUCCAGCGGCCUUUAAAUGACAUGAAUAUCGCCAGUGGCUGCCCCUUGUUUUGCCCCCUCUCUAAGCUACAGUCUGCAAAACACAGCUACGUGAGAGAAGACACCAUGUUCAUCCGGUGUAUAAUAGACACCAGCUCUUAGAGGCGACUCGCUGCAGCCAGCGCACAGGGAAGCGCAGUCCGCUCCGGAAACGUCCAUUAUCUGCUGUGUAUGAAUACAUGUAUGAACAUAUCUCUAAUAGGAAACUUUGUCAUAACACUGGUUACUGUUACUGACGUAUGAAGAGACUGUGAAUAUGCUGCUUGAAACCCUGCCAUGAUGUGUUACUGUAUAUGAGUACUGAGUAUCUAAUAAUAUUUGGCUUGUAGUACGGUAGGUCUUGAUUGGUUAAUAGUUGGCUUGGAGGAGGUCUAACUUGGACAAGACCCAGGAAAGUAAUAUGAUAGGAGCAGUGAAUGUGGGGUGCAUUGCCAAUGAAAGGAAAGCCAACAUUAUAAAUAUGAAAUGUAGUUAUAUUAAAUUUGCAGAGUAAUAUAUUAAAAAUAGCACAGGGGUAUAAUGUUAUGUACAGGGUGAAUACUGCAUUUCGCCACUAUAAUGAUAAAACCCUCAGCGCACACUUAAUGCAUGUACCGGCUGCGUAGUGUAUUCUGGUUGUUAUGAUAUAUCUGACCGACACACAAUAUUAUGCACCGUACACCGGUAACCGAACAGCCCAGCACUAUCACCCACAAGGUAAAGGGUCACUGGACAUACAUAUAAUAUAUUUGUCCCUUACAGUGGACCUGUACAACGCAGAGGCAGCUGUAUUGAUAUUCAUGGUGCGUCACGCUGCCCAGGCAGUUAUACUCUUACGGUCCAUAAAAUAUCGCACUCCGCUGUGCCUAUGUCACAAGGGCCACUUUGCAAACGGCAAAACCCCUUACCAUGAAACAGAACUUGCAAUCACUGCUUCGUUUUGGGGCGGUACAUCUUGUACCAACUUUAGACCUGAUGCAGUGACUGACGCAUUGUCAAUGCUGUACGCUGCGGAAAGAUUUUUUGGCACUGUGCUUGCAUCCAACUCGCACUGUACACGUGCCGCGAUGGUCUAGAGAUGGCGGUCGCAGUGAUGCUUUAUUUGCAAAGUCACAGCUAGUCUGCGUUUCAGCGGUGUAACGGAAAAGUGGCGACUGAAAUGCAGCCGUGUCGCGACUGUUUUGGGGGCGUGUCAUAGUUUGCCACUGUGACCCUGUACGCAGUAAAAAUGUCUCCUGUAUCUUGCGUCUGACGGCCACGCUGCAUGACCAGGGUACAGAUAGACAGUGUGUCUAGAUAGACAGUCAAAGGGUCGACACCAUACACUAUGGUUGACAUGCAACAAAGUCAGCAUGGCCAAAAGGUAGACAGAGCUUAAGGUCGACAAGUUCAAAAUGCCGACAUGACAACGGUUGACACAAGUUGGGGGUUUUCACAUAUUUUUCAACUUAUGCUUGAUCUGCCAUCCAUGUGGACUACAACUGGGAACAGUAAUCUGCGGCGAGCGCAGUGAGGCACCUUGCCCGAAGCGUGGCGAGUGAAGUGAGCCCGUGAGGGUACAUAUUAACACUGGUUGUGGUCACAGAUGUUGAAACAUACAUACUGGACAAGGUGACACCCCCCCCACCCCCCGUCACAAAACUUGUGUUGACCUAUUUUUGUGUCAACCAUUUCCAAGUUGACCUUUGACCCUGUCUCUGAAUCAGUUCUUUUGGGCGACUUCCGACACCUUUUUUCAUUGUAAUAACGCGCUGCUUACCAUAUUGCAGAAUGUUUGCAUCAUCUCAAUCCGUGCGUGAGCUGCGCCCCGUGUUAUUCGUCAUUUUACGCUAGAGCCGGUUACUUACGGACAGGAGACCUGCGCAGGUGAAACCGGCGUCCUAUACAGCAUCACAUGUCAGUCUGUUUGGUUUCACGAGGGUACGGUUAUGUGAUACGGAAUACAGGUAUUAUAGAACUAUAUGAGCUAAAUGAAAAUGUUUUUUACUUAUGAGAUUACGGUUUGUGUAUUUAAUAAUUUUAUAUUUAUUUGUGACAUUUCUAUUUGCACUUUGUGACAGUAAAAAGUUAU
Pseudophryne corroboree (corroboree frog) is the source of this 4142-nucleotide messenger RNA. It is a transcript of the gene TRAF1, whose product is annotated as TNF receptor associated factor 1. The record is from RefSeq and is a predicted model, not a curated record. Lineage: Eukaryota; Metazoa; Chordata; Amphibia; Anura; Myobatrachidae. Gene Ontology annotation, cellular component: cytoplasmic side of plasma membrane. The transcript has 10 exons. Gene Ontology annotation, molecular function: tumor necrosis factor receptor binding; zinc ion binding. The coding region runs from base 548 to 2194 and encodes 548 amino acids. Gene Ontology annotation, biological process: protein K63-linked ubiquitination; tumor necrosis factor-mediated signaling pathway; regulation of apoptotic process.